This is a messenger RNA of Cucumis sativus (cucumber), 852 nucleotides long. RefSeq lists its product as uncharacterized. NCBI's taxonomy places the organism in Eukaryota, Viridiplantae, Streptophyta, Magnoliopsida, Cucurbitales, Cucurbitaceae. The transcript has 3 exons. The record is from RefSeq and is a predicted model, not a curated record. Bases 1 to 852 code for a protein of 283 amino acids.
AUGUUGACUUACCUCCCGGUAAAAGACCCAUUGGUUGCAAAUGAAUUUACAAGAUCAAAACUCACUCUGAUGGAACUAUUGAACGUUAUAAAGCUCGUCUUGUUGCAAAAGGGUCUAAAACAGGCUCCACGAGCUUGGUUUGCCACGUUUAGCUCCACCAUUACUCAACUUGGAUUUACCUCCAGCUCUCACGACAAUGCUCUUUUUACACGACAGACACCCCAUGAUAUUGUUCUUCUACUUCUUUAUGUUGAUGAUACGAUUAUUACUGGUAAUUAUCCACAAGCCAUAUCCGAUCUACAACAAUAUCUUGGUCAACAUUUUGAGAUGAAAGACCUUGGAUCUCUCGAUUAUUUUCUCGGUCUUGAAGUCUCUCACCAUUCAGAUGGCUAUCUGUUAUCUCAAGCAAAAUAUGCAUCUAAUCUGAUAGCUCGCUCAGGAAUUACAGACUCCACCACAUCUUCAACACCGUUAGAUCCCAAUGUCUAUCUAACUCCGUUUGAUGGUGUUCCUCUUGACGAUGCAAGCCUGUAUCGGCAACUUGUUGGCAGUCUUAUCUACCUAACAGUGACUCGCCCAGAUAUUGCAUACGCUGUUCAUAUUUUCUCCUCUCAGUCUUCCCUUAUGUUAUUUGGAUAUUCUGAUGCUGAUUGGGCUGGGGAUCCCACUGAUCGACGAUCCACCAUAGGAUACUUCUUUUACUUAGGGGAUUCUCUCAUCUCAUGGCGUAGUAAGAAACAAAAUGUUAUCUCUUAUUCCAGUACGGAAUCUGAAUAUCGUGCUCUGGCUGAUGCUACAGUUGAACUUAUAUGGCUCCAUUGGCUCCUUGCUGAUAUGAGUGUCCCUCAAUAG